GGAAGGGAGAAGAAGGAAUUUGAUAAUAAAAGGUGUGAAGUAGAGGAAAAGUGGAGAGAGGAACAGGGAAACGGGCAGAGGGGGGUUCAGGGCAGGGAAGGGAAGACGAAAGAGGGAUGGAAAGAAGUGUAAAAGGAGGAUCAGGAGAGGAAAGCAGGAUAUAUAAGGUGGCGUUUUGGAAUGUGGCAGGAUUGAAGAACAAAGAGAAGGACUUUUAAGAGGGAAUCAAAGAAUGGGAUGUAGUGGUGAUGUGUGAAACAUGGGUGGGAAGAAGGGAGUGGGAGGGAAUAAGAAAUAAAGCGAUGAAAGGAUAGGUGUGGGAAUUACAAUAUGCGGUAAGGAGAGGGAAGAAAGGACGGGCUAUGGGGAGAAUGCUUAUAGGGGCAAGGGAAGGAAUCAAAAUGAUGAGAGUGGAAAGGGAGGAGGAGGAGGAAGAGGGGAUAAUGGCUAGGAAAUGGUUAGGGGAGGAGGUGUGGAAUAUGAUAGGAGUAUAUGUGAAUAAGGAUUUACAGAAGAAGCUGGAGAGAAUGAGGGAAUGGAUGGAAGAAAGGGAGAAGGGGGUAAGGGUAAUAGUGGGUGGAGAUUUAAACGCUAGGACGGGUACGCAAGGAGGAUGGGGGUCAGAGGAGGGGGGAGAGGAAGAAGAGACAAGGAGGUCGAAGGACAAGAAGAUAAAUAGUGAGGGAAGGAGACUAUGCCAAUUUCUGGGAGAGCUAGGGUGGGGGAUAAUGAACGGAGAUGUGACAGGGGAUGAAGAGGGCGAAUUCACGUAUACAGGGAAUGGAGAGUCAGUGACAGAUUAUGUGCUAGGAAAUGAAGAAACGAGGGUAAGAACGGUAAGGUUGGUAGUAGAGGAGAAAGUGGAAUCGGACCACCAACCAGUGGUGGUAUGGAUAGAGGGAGGAAAAGGGGAAGAUGGGAAAAGAUGGAGAAGGAGGGAAGAGGGGAGAGGGAAAAAGGGGUGGUGGACAGAAGACAGAAGGAAGGAAUUUGGGGAAGGGUUUGUAGGGAAAGAAGGAAGGGAAAAAGAGGUAGAAGAGGUGUGGGGAGAAUUAAGAAGGGAGGUAUUACAGGUGUUAGAAAAGAUGGAGAAGAAGUAUAAUAGGAAGGAAGGAAGAGAUGCGUGGGAUGAGGGAUGGAAGAAGAAAAAGAAUAUAGCGGAAGAGGAAUUGAAAAAAUGGAAAAGGGAAAGAGGAAGUGGGGAAAGCUUUAGGAAGGCAGGAGGCGAGUUAGGUAAAAUGAGUAGAGAGAAGAAGAGUAGAGAAGAAGAGAGGUGGGAGAAGGAGAAAGAUUGUCAAUAG
Messenger RNA from Hylaeus anthracinus, 1301 nucleotides. Its product is annotated as golgin subfamily A member 6-like protein 24. The record is from RefSeq and is a predicted model, not a curated record. The transcript is spliced from 2 exons. Gene Ontology annotation, molecular function: catalytic activity. The coding region runs from base 363 to 1301 and encodes 312 amino acids. NCBI's taxonomy places the organism in Eukaryota, Metazoa, Arthropoda, Insecta, Hymenoptera, Colletidae.